AUGGGACGCGGGCGCAAAUGGGAGACGCAGCAAGAUGAAGCGCUAGUUCGCGCAUAUUUAGACCUCUCUCAAAACUCCAUUCAAGGUGCAGAGCAAAAGGCAGCGUCUUUCUGGGAUUUAAUUCUCAAUCGAUUUAAUACCGCAACAAAGCCGAAGAAGGAGGAAGUUCGUACUGCGCAAGCGCUUCGCAAUCGAUGGUCUAGUAUUUCUCACGACGUGGCCAAAUUUGUGGGGUGUUAUAGUGUUAUUAAGGCCCGCAAUGAGUCAGGCAAGAGUGCGGAUGACGUGAUGAAAGACACUCGAUUACUAUUCAGAGAGCAACAAGGAUCCGAGUUUUCUUUCGAGAGUUGUUGGUUGAUUCUGCAGAAAUGCCCGAAGUUCAUGGAUGGGAUUAGAACCCGUGGCAACUCGUGGAUGACAAUAAAGAGCGAAAUUCUGUACGCUUUGAGCAAAUGA
Phytophthora infestans T30-4 is the source of this 456-nucleotide messenger RNA. RefSeq lists its product as uncharacterized. The record is from RefSeq and is a predicted model, not a curated record. The transcript is spliced from 2 exons. NCBI's taxonomy places the organism in Eukaryota, Oomycota, Peronosporomycetes, Peronosporales, Peronosporaceae. Bases 1 to 456 code for a protein of 151 amino acids.